Molecule: messenger RNA, 5568 nt
Organism: Phyllostomus discolor (pale spear-nosed bat)
Lineage: Eukaryota; Metazoa; Chordata; Mammalia; Chiroptera; Phyllostomidae
Gene: PPFIA4
Product: PTPRF interacting protein alpha 4
Exons: 30
Coding region: 852-4424 (1190 amino acids)
Biological process (GO): synapse organization
Cellular component (GO): presynaptic active zone
Molecular function (GO): protein binding
Source: RefSeq, a predicted model, not a curated record
GGCUGCCCAGCAGUGAACGCAGAAUGAACACCUGCUGCCAUAUGCCAGGGUUCCGGGAUGGGGCCCUGGAACCAGAGCCUCCUCCCUGAGGGCCGGGCCUGGGUGCCAGCCCAGGCUGCUCCAAGGAGCCACGGUGCACCAGUGACCCAUGCAGAGCCACCCUGUGUGGGGCCCAGUAGCACCGACAGCUCGGCAGCCCCUUCUGUGCCUACCUGGGCCAAAGUGUGGGUGGGGGGGAGCUGGGGGAGAAGGGCAGAGACCCUGCUUCCUCCCCUCGCCCUCUCCCACCCCAGGCCUCAGGAGGGCUCUGGGCAGCCUGCCGCUAACCGAAUCAUUUCUAUAUUUGGCCAGGGAGCCACGUGAGUGGGGGAGCCACUCCUGUGCACGGCACUCUGACAGCUGAGGUGUGGGAGCAGGGGGCAGAGGCUGUGGGUGGGCAGAGCAUUCCUCAGGAGAACUGAACCACUGCCCUCCAGAGCCAUGGGUGUCGCUGGACCCAGCUGGGACCCUGCCCGGCUCCAGUGUGCAGUCUAAGCACAGGGCCCUCUUCCAGCCCCCUCUCUCCGCCUGCCAUGGCCACACUCGGCUGCCGCUCGCCUGCCUGGGGACACAGGGCGCCCAGCCCCGGCCCUGACCAGUUACGUCAGGUCCUCAGGCUCCAUUGCACAGGGGCGCUCCGGGCACCUGGCCCCUUUCAGGGCAAGAGCAACUGAUGCCACGGGAGGAGCCCUGGGCCACCGUCCACUCGCCUGGCGCUGCCCACUCUGAGACCCGCGCACUGAGUCCCCCGGAGGUGCCAGUCCUGUGACCCCCUCCCGCCCCCCACAAGAGAAGGCCCUGCCCGCCCCACCAUGUGUGAGGUGAUGCCCACGAUCAACGAGGGGGACCCUCUGGGGCCCCCCCACGGCGCCGACCCGGAAGCCAACUUCGAGCAGCUGAUGGUGAGCAUGCUGGACGAGCGGGAGAAGCUGCUGGAAUCCCUCCGCGAGAGCCAGGAGACCCUGGCGGCCACGCAGGGCCGGCUCCAGGACGCCCUUCACGAGCGCGACCAGCUGCAGCGCCACCUGAACUCUGCCCUCCCCCAGGAAUUUGCCACGCUGACCCGGGAGCUCAGCCUGUGUCGGGAGCAGCUCCUGGAGCGAGAGGAGGAGAUUUCAGAGCUGAAGGCGGAGCGCAACAACACCAGGCUGCUCCUGGAGCACCUGGAGUGCCUGGUGUCCCGCCACGAACGCUCGCUGCGCAUGACUGUGGUGAAGCGCCAGGCCCAGGCACCGUCAGGGGUCUCCAGCGAGGUGGAGGUUCUGAAGGCCCUCAAGUCGCUGUUUGAGCACCACAAGGCCCUGGACGAGAAGGUGCGAGAGCGGCUGCGGGUGGCCCUGCAGCGAGUCUCCACCUUGGAGGAACAGCUGGCAGGUGCCCACCAGCAGGUGUCUGCCCUGCAGCAGGUGGCAGGGGUUCGGGAUGGAGUGGCAGAGGAAGAGGGGCCCAUGGAGCUGGGGCUGAAGCGCCUGUGGAAGGAUGACGCGGUUCGGCUGGAGGAGCUGCAGGAGCUGCUGGAGAAGCAGAACCUGGAGCUGGGCCAGGCCCGGGAGCGGCUGGCCGCCCUGACAGCAGCGGUGGCCGAGCUGGAGGAGGACCUGGGCACAGCCCGCCGGGACCUCCUCAAGUCGGAGGAGCGGAGCGGCAAGCAUCAGCGGGACCUGCGGGAGGCUCUGGCCCAGAAGGAGGACAUGGAGGAGCGAAUCGCCACCCUGGAGAAGCGCUACCUGGCUGCUCAGCGUGAGGCCACGUCCAUUCAUGACCUCAACGACAAGCUGGAGAACGAGCUGGCCAACAAGGAGUCCCUGCACCGCCAGUGCGAGGAGAAGGCGCGACACCUGCAGGAGCUGCUGGAGGUGGCCGAGCAGAAGCUGCAGCAGACCCUGCGGCGGGCGGAGACGCUGCCGGAGGUGGAGGCCGAGCUGGCCCAGAGGAUCGUGGCCCUCACCAAGGCCGAGGAACGGCACGGCAACAUCGAGGAGCACCUGCGGCAGCUGGAGGGCCAGCUGGAGGAGAAGAACCAGGAGCUGGCGAGGGUGCGCCAGAGGGAGAAGAUGAACGAGGACCACAACAAGAGGCUGUCAGACACCGUGGACCGGCUGCUGAGCGAGUCCAACGAACGCCUGCAGCUGCACCUCAAGGAGCGCAUGGCGGCCCUGGAGGAGAAGAACUCGCUGAUGCAGGAGCUGGAGAGCUCCCAGCGGCAGAUCGAGGAGCAGCAGAACCACAAGGGCCGCCUGUCCGAGGAGAUUGAGAAGCUGCGCCAGGAGGUGGACCAACUGAAGGGUCGCGGGGGGCCGUUUGUGGAUGGCGUCCACCCCAGGUCACACACAGGCAGCGCCGUGGACCUGCGGUUCUCCCUGAGCACGGCACCCCCGGGCCUGCGGCGCCGCUACUCGCUGCGGGAGGAGCUUGCCAAGGACUGGGAGCCGUGUCCGCUGCCACGUGUGCGGGCCCCCACGGCCACCCCUGCCUUCGACAGUGACCCCGAGGUCUCCGACGUGGAUGAGGAGGGGCCCGGGGGUCCCGCGGGCCCUGCAGACACCGUCUCCCCUGGCAGCCGCUCCGACGCGCAGACCCUGGCCCUGAUGCUGCAGGAGCAGCUGGACGCCAUCGACGAGGAGAUCAGGAUGAUCCAGGAGGAGAAGGAGUCCACACAGCUCCGUGCGGAGGAGCUGGAGACUCGAGUGACCAGCGGCAGCAUGGAAGCCCUGGACCUGCCCCAGCUGCACAGGCGCGGCCCCAUCCCCACCUCCCUGACCGCCCUGUCCCUGGCCAGCGGGUCCCCUGCAGCCAUCGGCCGCGCCACUCCCACGGGAACCUCCCGCAGUGCUGCCCAGGACCUGGACCGAAUGGGGGUCAUGACCUUGCCCAGCGACCUGAGGAAGCACAGGAGGAAGCUGCAGCCACCAGUGUCUCGGGAACAGAACCGAGAGGAUAAAGCCACCAUAAAAUGUGAGACUUCUCCUCCUUCCUCACCCAGGACGCUGCGGCCCGAGAAGCCCGGCCACCCAGCCCUGAGCCAGGAGGGAGGCCAGAGCGCCGCGGAGGACCCGGGAAGCAACCCCAGCAGCAGCAACAGCAGCCAGGACUCCCUGCACAAGGGCGCCAAGCGCAAAGGCAUCAAGUCGUCCAUCGGCCGCCUGUUCGGGAAGAAGGAGAAGGGCCGGCUGACCCAGCUGAGCCGGGACGGAGCCGCGGGCCACGGCCCACCUACAGACUCGGAGCUCGGGCUGCAGGAGCCCCUUGUGCCUGCCAGGCUGGGGACCCAGGCAGAGAAGGACCGGCGGCUGAAGAAGAAACACCAGCUGCUUGAAGACGCCCGGAGGAAAGGGACACCCUUCGCCCAGUGGGACGGCCCCACGGUGGUCUCCUGGCUGGAGCUCUGGGUGGGCAUGCCGGCCUGGUACGUGGCGGCCUGCCGGGCCAACGUCAAGAGCGGUGCCAUCAUGUCGGCGCUGUCAGACACGGAGAUCCAGCGGGAGAUCGGCAUCAGCAACGCCCUGCACCGGCUCAAGCUGCGGCUGGCCAUCCAGGAGAUGGUGUCGCUGACCAGCCCCUCCGCCCCGCCCACCUCCCGGACCUCCUCUGGGAACGUCUGGGUCACCCACGAAGAGAUGGAAACUCUGGCAACGUCCACCAACACAGACAGUGAGGAGGGCAGCUGGGCUCAGACGCUGGCCUACGGGGACAUGAACCACGAGUGGAUCGGCAACGAGUGGCUGCCCAGCCUGGGCCUCCCGCAGUACCGCAGCUACUUCAUGGAGUGCCUGGUGGACGCGCGCAUGCUGGACCACCUGACCAAGAAGGACCUGCGGGUGCACCUCAAGAUGGUGGACAGCUUCCACCGGACCAGCCUCCAGUACGGCAUCAUGUGUCUGAAGAGGCUCAAUUACGACCGGAAGGAACUGGAGAGGCGGCGGGAGGAGAGCCAGCACGAGAUCAAGGACGUGCUGGUCUGGACCAAUGAGCAGGUGGUGCGCUGGGUCCAGUCCGUCGGGCUGCGGGACUACGCGGGCAACCUUCAGGAGAGCGGCGUGCACGGCGCCCUGCUGGCCCUGGACGAGAACUUCGACCACAGCGCGCUGGCUCUGGCACUGCAGAUCCCCACGCAAAACACCCAGGCCCGCCAGGUGAUGGAGAGAGAGUUCAGCAACCUGCUGGCCUUGGGCACAGACCGGAGGCUGGAGGACGGGGAGGACAAGGUGUUCCGUCGCGCACCCUCCUGGAGAAAGCGCUUCCGGCCACGGGACCUGCCCAGCGGGGUGCUCGGGGUACCCACCCUGGGGGCCCUGCAGCCUCCACCAGCCCCGCCCAAGAAGGUCGCCCCUGAAGCUCACUCCCACUAUCUCUAUGGACACAUGCUCUCCGCCUUCCGGGACUAGCCGUGGCCCGAGGGCUCCGCAGGCUCCGCGGCGCCGACCCUCCUGCCCGACCCCUCCUCCCACGGCUCCCGGGCUCCGCAGUGACUCUGGUUGCCCUGGAUCUCCGAGCUGACUCCUCCGUGCCCUUGGCAGCCCCCAGCCUGGUGCCACCCUGUGUCCUGUGUCAGCCUCCCAUGGGUGUGGCAGACUUCACAGGAGGCAGAGGACGCCACCUCCUCCUCCUGGUCCUGCCCUGGCCUGGACUUGGACCUCCACGGGCGCUGUGCCGAGGGCUGGGGCAGCCUCGACAAGAAAAGGCACCUCGCACUCAACCAAGCUUGGGCUCUUCGACCUUCUGGUCCCUGUCCCCGACCUGGCCCUGCCAACGGCCUGACACCUGUGGCUCCUGCCUCCAGGGCUCGGGGGCUGCAGGAGGCCUGUCCUCCCGGGAUGGGGAGGCCGGGGGGCAGUCCCCAGGCCUGGCUGCAGCCAAAUCCCAAAUGUGAGUUUGAGAAGACUCGGAGAAGUGACCCCUGACCUUUGGGCCAAGGGUCGAGGUGGGGAAAAAGCCGUCCACCCCCGACUCUGGGUGCGGGCCGGCCGGUGGGAAGGGAGCCCAGGGUCUGCGGGGGUCUCGCCCCGAAGGAUGAGGGGGCGGGGUCUGUGCGCCUGGGCUCGGGGCAGAGCAAGCCCUCACCCCCAGGCACUGCCGGCCCUGCUCUGCACCCCUGCCCCAGCUGUCCCCUCGGCCCACUCCGCAGUAGCCCCAGCCCCAUAACAGUGGGCCCCCCGGGGCACUGAAUGCACUCUGACCUUGACUGCAGGUUUGGGAAAAGGGAGGCGGGACGACAUAAAGCUUCCGUCAGUGAGUCGGGCCCAGGUCCAGGCCCCGGGGCCCUUGCCUCCCAGCUCAGGGCUUCCUGGGCGGGCGGGCGGGCAGGGCCUGCCUCCUCCAGAAAUGCCCGGACCCGCCAGCCCGUCCCCGUCGCCUCUGUCCGUGUAUUUGCAGAGUCACCAGUGACCUGAGCCUGUGCCCGGCCCCCGAGUCUCAGGCCCCCCCUUGGCGUGCCCCGGCUCAGUGUGUCCGAGUGGGGGCUGGGUGUGCCCGUGUGCGUGGGUGGGCGUGUGUGCCUGCCAGUAAACAACCUGGUUUUACGACAGCUUA